ACAGGUAGGUACCUAAGUACCCCCUCCCCAGGCUAGAUAGCGCGUCGCAUCUGGGAAUGACGCGCAUCAGCAUAACUUGCCGUGUCUACCUAUUUAUCCGGUGAACUCCCGGCGCAUAACGAAGUCACGCAUACCUUGUGUACCUCCUAGGUGUAGGUACUGGACCUAUCUGUAUCUUGAUGUACCAAAGGUAAAAACACAGCCUAUCCAUCCCUACUCUCUCUUCCCAAUCCGCAUACUAGCACCAAACCGCUCUCUGUCGUGAGAAACACUAUCGUUAUUGGGCAUUGCCUACAGAAAUCCAAAUCUCAAAGCUAAGCAGCGCUCCAAUUGCCUUGAACGCCCGCUGUCACCAUGAACAACCUUUCGCAGUUCGACCACAUAUUCGGCUCCCUGGAGCCCUUUCCUUACAACCGCGUCUUCGUCCAACAGUUGGAGGUUUGCCGUCGGAGCCUCGAAGGUUCCUUGUUUAUUGACCGAGUGUUGAGGGCGCUCAAUCUUUCCAAAGCUGUCAGCCAUUACCCCCCCAAGAACGAAGCCUCCCUUCGGCAGCUCUACAACUACGUCUACGACAGCCAGGACGUCGCCCUUCACCAUAAGCUCGCAAUCAUAUACUAUCUCCUCCUCGACCUCGACGACCGGAGAGGCGACAGCCAAGCCCAAUCCUACGCCGAACACUCCGGCUUGCCACCCAGGUACCAGAUCUUCAUGAAGGGCCUAUGGUACAUGGACGCCCAGAAGUUCGACAUCGCCCUCGAACAUCUCGCCCACCCGUCGCUCCAGCCCGACUUUGUUGACGACAUUCUCACCGUCCUCGUCCGUCAGGCCAAGCACAGCGACUUCAGCCUCGCUCUUGCGUAUUAUCACACCGUCCAACCCGUCAUCCAGUCAUCUUCGGCAUUGGAACACCUAUUCGACGCCCUAGCGCAAUCCAGCGUCCCCGAUGCCUUCCAGUUCUCCCGAUCCCACGCCGAUGUCAUGCGCCGCCAGCUAUUCCAGCGCCUCAUCCUAUCCGUACUAAAAGCUUCCCCUAGUAGCGCGUCGGCCGAGAGGGCAUUUGAGUUGACCAGCUUGCCUUUCGAUGCUCAGGAGGAGCAGUGGUUCAGGGAGUGCUUGGAACAGGGCGAAGGGAAACGACUCCCAGGGGCUAAGGACACCCUCCUUAUGCGCAAAAUCGCCACGGGCCAAGUUGGGUAUGGAAGCGACGCGGGCACUUGGGCAGUUGUCCUCGAGGGUUUCAAGACGGGAAGCGGAGGACGCUCCCUGGCUUGACUUUCCUACAUCUGAUGGUGAACGGAAUUGCAUAGCGCUGGCGUUGGGGUUCUGGUUAGGUUAUUGUAUGGCGUUAGGGGGGUAGCUACCCCACGUGCAUCUGAAAUUGGUGGAGAGUCCAUAUUGCAAAACAGAAAUCGGUAGAAACGGCGUGCCAUUGACCAUAGGCCUACCUUGACUUAUACUUGUCCCAGUCUGCAAAUCGUAGGAGACGCCUAAGAUGCAAGCCUCUUCAUUAGGAAAACAAACCGGCCUAUAGUUUAUCGUCAUUCAUACAAUGCGCAAAUGCAAAAUGUCGAGGCCAUACAAAAGAUGUCACUCGAAGCUAACUCUCCGCAUGAGAACAUAGCAAAAUGCCCAUAAUUGCAGAAGGCGUUUUGUUGAGACGGAAACUCCAAAAAGAGCACUCCGAAUCGGGGAAUCGAACCCCGGGCUUGACGGUUCAGACGGCGUUAUUUCCAUGAGAGCGUCAAAUGUUAGCCACUACACCAAUUCGGA
Durotheca rogersii is the source of this 1770-nucleotide messenger RNA. RefSeq names its product nuclear pore complex assembly-domain-containing protein. The record is from RefSeq and is a predicted model, not a curated record. The transcript is spliced from 3 exons. Lineage: Eukaryota; Fungi; Ascomycota; Sordariomycetes; Xylariales; Xylariaceae. The coding region runs from base 355 to 1272 and encodes 305 amino acids.